AUGCAAGGUGUACAGGGAGCAUCCUCCUUCUUGAAUAGCGAUGAAGGCGCAGAUACAGAUGGAGGACACAGACAAGCGGAUAAGAGUCUGAUUGCAUUUGCUGCUGCUGAGAGAGCAGAAGAUGGCCUCGUUAGUUAUAUGGGCUCCUCACCUGCUGGAACAGCAGCAGCAGCAGCAGGAGCAGCAGCAGCAGGAGUGUCGUCUCCAGAGGCAGAGUCGGCUGCAUCAGGAGCAUCAGGAGCAGCGGGAGCUACCCCUACGACUACAUCUGCAGCAGCAGCAGCAGCAACAGAUGGAAUGAACUGGCGUCAGAUUCGACGCGGUAAGCGCCAGAAAAGCCUGCAGCGUUCUCUGCUGUUUACUCCAGCAGCAGGAGGAGGAGGAGGAGCAGCAGCAGCAGCAGCAGAUAUAGGGGGGUCUCCUGCUGCUUCUGCUGCAUUUCCUUUGGGGUAUCAUGGAUUGGGAGGCGGGUGGAAACGAGGUGUUGGAGUAGGAGGCAGCAGCAGCAACAGCAACAGCAGAGAGGGUGCUUACGGGUUUAUUGCAUGCGGCGAUCAGCAGCAAUCAGCAAAAACUAGACGUGCUGCUAUUGCUCGUUCUUUGCUGCUGGCUUUUCUUUCUGCUUUUGUUGUUAUCUGGGUUGCCAAACAAAUUCAUAUGUUUAGAUUUACUUCAAGUAACCUCACGGCUUUGCAGCAUGACUACAAGCAGCUGCAUGAAGAGCUGCAGAAGCUUUCGCAUCCCUCUGCUGCAGCAGGAACAACAGCAGCAGCAGCAGCAGAUGGUGGCGAUGCGCAGCUUCUAGAUGAGUGGAGCAGCGCACAGAGACGAAUUGAAGGUCUUAAGAAUUUAAUUGCUGCUGCACGUGAGGGCUUAGCAGCAGCAGGAGCAGCAGCACGGCCUGGUGCUGCUGAUGAAGGUGAAGAUGAAGAGGAGGGCGCUCAGCAGUUGCCGCCCAUGACAGAAGAAGCAGCAGCAACAGAAAUAAGUAAGCUAGAGAUAGAGCUUGUGCAGCUAAAGCAACAAAGAACAAACUUAGAAGCAGUAGUCAAACUUAAGGCGAGAGUAAAACAUGAAGAAGCAACAGUAGCAACGCAGACAAGCAAUGGGAUCAGUUGCCCUGAUGCCUGCAGCAACAGCAGCAGCAGCAACAGCAGCAGCAGCAGCAGCAGCGGUGAGAGCAGCAGCAGCAUCACGAAUAGUACCAGCAGCAGCAGCAGCAGCGGCGGCAGCAGCGGCAGUGGGGUGGAUCUUCUUGCGGUGUAUCUCCAGCUGCUGCUGCUUGGGAAAGUAUUUGAUGGGCUUGGAAGGAAAGAAGAAGCAGCAAAGGCGAGAGAGCUGAAAGAGAGGAUGAAGCGCAACAUUCAGCUGCUGCAGGAGACAUGUGCAGCAGCAAGUUGGAGUGAUGCUUCGGUGCUGCUGCUGCUAGAGAGAGACAAGCUGUAUGAAGAGACAACAGCAGCAAAACAACAACUAGAAAAAGCAUUAUCAACAUCUCCAAGCAAAUUAAAUAAAGUUGUUUCUGCUGCUUCUCAUUCUGUUAGCGGCUCCAAACGUGCAAUGAAAAAAGUAGGUGCUUUGCUGCGGUGGGGGUUAGGGCGUGGUGCAAGCAAAGGUGCAGCAGCAGCGGAGUCAGAGGAGACAGCAGCAGCAGCAGCAGAAGCAGCAGCAGCUAUAGCAGCAACAGCGGCAGCGCGGGAGGAGAAGCGGCAGCGGGAGAGAGAAGCAGAAGCAAAAGAGAUUGAAGCAUUAGAGGCAGAGAUUGCUGCAGCAAAUUCAUUUUUAGUCCUUGAGCAGCCGCGGCUGGUGAGGCUGCAGCAACUUGGAAGUGAAGAAUAUAAACAAUGGUUGCAAACAAAACAAGAUAAUGCAGAAGCAGAAAUAGAAAAUGCUGCGUUUGCACUCGGACGCAUAGAGUCAGCGCUGCAGUCUCCAUCAGACCCCCCGAAGCAACGAAGACCUCAUUCGAAACACCAGCAGCAGCAUCAGCAGCAGCAGCAGCUGCUGCAGCAGCAGCAGCGCCACCACGCUGGGGUUUCUCUGUCGCUCCUCUCUCAGCUGAAUAAAGCAGAGGAGGCAGCGGAAGGAGUUAUGAGUCUUUUGCGUAAAGACGGAAGCUGA
This is a messenger RNA of Eimeria acervulina, 2121 nucleotides long. RefSeq lists its product as hypothetical. The record is from RefSeq and is a predicted model, not a curated record. Lineage: Eukaryota; Apicomplexa; Conoidasida; Eucoccidiorida; Eimeriidae. The transcript has a single exon. The coding region runs from base 1 to 2121 and encodes 706 amino acids.